CAAUUUUCUGCACAGAGGAAUAUAAAUACAUUUGUCGGCGCGGUUCUCGUCAAUUCAGUGUCUUGACAUCCUUUCAGCUCAUCCGAAUAUAAACAUGGUUUCACCUGUUACUGUGGUGAAAAGUGAAGGACCAAAGCUGGUGCCAUUCUUCAAAGCCACCUGCGUCUAUUUUGUGCUGUGGCUGCCCACCUCCACCCCAUCUUGGUUCAGUGCCCUUAUUAAAUGUUUACCCAUUUUCUGUCUCUGGGUCUUCCUGCUGGCCCAUGGCAUCAGCUUUUUAGGAGCCCACUCAAGUGCUCGAAAGAUCCUCGCAGGACUCAUUUUCUCAGCUCUAGGAGAUGCCUUUCUGAUUUGGCAGGAGCAGGGCUACUUCAGUCAUGGGCUGCUGAUGUUUGCCAUUACGCACAUCUUGUACUCCUCUGCUUUUGGGAUGAAACCGCUCAACCUACGAGCAGGCCUGGUUAUCGCCACUAUCUCAGGUCUUUGCUAUACCCUCCUCUAUCCUUAUCUGUCUGGCACCUUCACCUACCUGGUGGCCGUCUACAUCGCUCUGAUAGGCUUUAUGGGCUGGAGGGCCAUUGCUGGCGUGCAGCUGGCCAACGACCUGUGGACAUGGACCAAGCUGUCGGCUUGCUUGGGAGCUGUUCUCUUCAUGGUGUCGGACCUCACCAUUGCCGUCAACAAGUUCUGCUUCCCUGUGCCACACUCGCGUGCCAUCAUCAUGGCUACGUACUAUGCAGCACAGAUGCUGAUCGCCCUUUCAGCCGUGGAGUGCCAGGAUGCUGACGUGGCCAGGAAGAGAGUGUGAGGAGCCUAAAACGUUCAGAGCGCAGUGGCUUCACUCAUUCGGAUCCAUUCCCCCUAAACCUUUCAUCUUCAACAUCCCCUCCUUGGCAUGAUUCUGGCUGUUUUAUGUGUCUAUAGGGGUUUGACCACUGUUUGAGAGUUUACGGGGGCUGGUCUAUGUUGGGACUUUAUGCUGGAUUUGUGGUUGAGUCCAAACCUGAUCUGAAGUCCAUUAACUUCACGUUAAUAUUAUAACCCAGUGUUAGAAUCUGUCAUGCACAACAUGAAAUUAAGCAGGAAAGAAUUAAUCCAAGACACUGUGUUCUUGUAGCUGUCGAAGUUUUAAAUUAACGUUUUGCUUUCAUUUUCACUCAAGUCACACUGUCUGCUUUGUUUCUCCUUUACCCCUCUUUUGAAGUCUCAGCUGGUCUGAAGAGGUGGGAAUUGAGCCUGACAUAUACCCAUCAUGAUUACUGAUGGCUACAUGCUGGUGUAAAAAGAAUAAUAUGGCCUACAUACAGUAUAUGUAUACUGGGAACCGUUUAUUUUAGGGUGCUGGAUUCCCCACCUUUUUAAAAAAAUUUUUUUUAAAUACUCUUUCAGUUAUAGAAUGUCGAAUCCUAAGUCUCUGUUAGUAUUUUGCAUGAUUUAACUUUGUCCUUGUGACAUUUCAGAGUGUUUGCUCUGCAACUGGUUUUGUUUGGUACCUGAGCUCUUGUAAGCUCACUGCCUUCCCAACUACCAGCAACCCCCCACCCCCACUCUGCAGUCUCUUACCCCUUUUCCACCAAAUCAGUUCCAGGGCUGGUUCGGGGCCAGUGCUGGUACUGGUUCACAACUCGUUCAACUUGGGAGCCAGCCGAGAACCAGUUUGCUUUUCCAUAGCUCGCGGUGCUAAGCGAAGCCACGUCAGUUACGUCGCUGUAUACGUCAGUUACGUCAUUGUAUAAGUCAUUACGUCACUGUAUACGUCCGUAACGUCGCUACGUUUGCAUAAACCUUGGCGCGAAUAUCGAAGCAAAAACAACACGGAAGAAGCAGCAGCAGCAACAACAAUAAUAAUAAUGGAUGACUUCGCAUUUGUACAGCUGCUGCUUCUCGUCGCUUAAAAAUGGCGAUCUUUCACGGUCUUGUUAUUGUUGUUGGUCUUAACAACUCCGCCCCCCCGCUGACGUAAGCGGUUCUUUCCUCUGGCCCAGCAGAGAGUUGGUGCUAGCCUGAAACCGUUUUUUCUGGCCCCAGAGCCAGUUCUUUGUCAGUGGAAACAGAA
Messenger RNA from Neoarius graeffei (lesser salmon catfish), 2056 nucleotides. It is a transcript of the gene tmem86a, whose product is annotated as transmembrane protein 86A. The record is from RefSeq and is a predicted model, not a curated record. The transcript has 3 exons. Gene Ontology annotation, cellular component: membrane. Lineage: Eukaryota; Metazoa; Chordata; Actinopteri; Siluriformes; Ariidae. The coding region runs from base 95 to 808 and encodes 237 amino acids.